CUAGAUGUGCCUCUUGAUUUGCAAGGGGGUGGGGAGGAGAGGCUGGGUUUGCGCCUGCGCAACGCGGCUCCCUGGGUGGAGGAGGUGCCACAACCGGCUUGCACUAAUUCAGGGUAUUGCGCCCCUGGAGGCACCGAGCAUGGCGACCUGCCCCCCGCAACCGCGUCGCGUCACCCACCUCAUCUUCGACCUGGACGGACUCCUCCUGGACACCGAGCGACUGUACUCCGAGGCCUUCCAGGCCGUGUGUUCACGUCAUGGGAAGAGCUAUGACUGGGGCGUGAAGUCUGCGGUAAUGGGGAGGACGGCUCCGGAGGCCGCACGGGUCAUCAUAGAUGUCCUGGGACUUCCGAUGUCAGUGGAGGAGCUACGGCAGGAGACUGAUGUUGAGCUCGCCCGCCUGCUGCCUACAGCCGAACUCAUGCCUGGGGCAGAGAGGCUCAUCCGGCACCUGCACUCGCACAGCAUCCCCUUUGCCUUGGCUACCAGCUCAAACUCCGCCUCCUUUGCCAUGAAGAUUACCCGGCAUGGAGACUUUUUCCGCCUGUUCCAUCAUGUGGUGCUGGGCGACGACCCCGAGGUGCAUUCUGGGAAGCCGGCCCCAGACAUAUUCCUCACCUGUGCACGGAGGUUUGCUCCUGCCGCCACUCCAGACAUGUGCCUUGUCUUGGAGGAUGCUCCUCACGGUGUGGAUGCAGCCCUGGCUGCUGGGAUGCAGGUGGUCAUGGUUCCUGAUGAGAACCUUAGUCGGGACCUAACAUCGAAGGCCACAGUGGUGCUGCGCUCCCUGGAGGACUUCCUGCCCCAGGCGUUUGGUCUGCCAGCCUACAAGUGACACCGGGGAUCAUGUGACAUCCUGUGGGGGUGGGAGAUGGCAUCCUAGGGGUGCAUACAUAUACAUACAUAGAUAUACAUAUACAUAUAUGUACCCAGACAUGCCUCUAUCUCUUGAGCGCUGAAAAAUAAAGGUUCACCAACACAUGGUUGUGUGACAAGAUAUCCUGGGGAGGGGGGGGAAGCAUGAUAUCCUUAGGCAAUUGCCUUAGGCAAUUGUGAUUAUGUGUCUCAGAGAGGGUCACUUUGCCCCUCUGACUUUUACCCAAUCCUGUAAUGCUAAGGCAUGCACCCCCCUGCUUGUAGACUUUCCCUUUAAAAACCCCACUCACCCAGGGCUGGAGGUCCCACUUCCCUACAGCUGCAUCAGUGAGACUUGGGUUCCAAGUUCCAUUGCUCUCAUAAUAAAGCUCUCUUGCUCUUGCA
Molecule: messenger RNA, 1260 nt
Organism: Meriones unguiculatus (Mongolian gerbil)
Lineage: Eukaryota; Metazoa; Chordata; Mammalia; Rodentia; Muridae
Product: pseudouridine-5'-phosphatase-like
Exons: 4
Coding region: 5-835 (276 amino acids)
Molecular function (GO): phosphatase activity
Source: RefSeq, a predicted model, not a curated record